Molecule: messenger RNA, 2502 nt
Organism: Lepus europaeus (European hare)
Lineage: Eukaryota; Metazoa; Chordata; Mammalia; Lagomorpha; Leporidae
Product: zinc finger and BTB domain-containing protein 10-like
Exons: 1
Coding region: 1-2040 (679 amino acids)
Biological process (GO): regulation of transcription by RNA polymerase II
Molecular function (GO): RNA polymerase II cis-regulatory region sequence-specific DNA binding; DNA-binding transcription factor activity, RNA polymerase II-specific; protein binding
Source: RefSeq, a predicted model, not a curated record
AUGUUGGGCAGUGGGGCGGAAGGCGGCAGCUGCGGCAGCAGCAGGCGGUCGGGCGGCGAUGGCGGGGAAGAAGUGGAGGGCAGCGGUGUGGGAGCUGGCGAAGGAGAGACUGUCCAGCACUUGCCGCUCGCGCGGUCCAAGUCCCUAAUGCAGAAGCUCCAGUGCUCCUUCCAGACCUCCUGGCUCAAGGAUUUUCCCUGGCUGCGGUAUUCCAAGGAUACUGGCCUUAUGUUUUGCGGCUGGUGCCAAAAGACCUCCGAGGAUGGGGGCAGCGUGGACCUGCCCCAGGUGGGGUACGAUGAGCUUUCUCGAGGGACCCGCAACUACAAGAAAACCCUCCUCCUGAGGCACCACGUCUCUACCGAGCACAAACUCCAUGAAGCCAAUGCCCAGGAGUCAGAAAUACCAUCAGAGGAGGGGUACUGUGACUUUAAUAGUAGGCCAAGUGAGAACUCUUAUUGCUAUCAACUUCUUCGACAACUAGAUGAACAGAGAAAGAAAGAUAUCCUUUGUGAUGUCAGCAUUGUGGUGAGCGGAAAAAUCUUUAAAGCUCAUAAGAACAUCCUGGUUGCAGGCAGCCGUUUCUUUAAGACUUUAUAUUGCGUUUCAAACAAAGAAAGCCCUAACCAAAACAAUACUACCCAUUUAGAUAUUGCUGCAGUUCAAGGUUUUUCAGUCAUCUUGGACUUCUUGUAUUCUGGUAACCUGGUGCUCACAAGCCAAAAUGCCAUUGAAGUGAUGACAGUGGCCAGCUAUCUUCAAAUGAGUGAAGUUGUUCAAACUUGCCGAAAUUUCAUUAAAGAUGCCUUAAAUAUAAGCAUUAAAUCAGAAGCUCCAGAGUCUGUAGUUGUGGACUAUAACAAUAGAAAACCAGUUAAUAGAGAUGGUCUGUCUUCAUCAUGGGAUCAAAAAAUUGCCAGCUUUUGGGCAACACGGAAUCUUACCAAUUUGGCAAGUAAUGUAAAAAUUGAAAAUGAUGGUUCUAAUGUCGACGAGGGCCAAUUAGAAAACUACCAAAUGAGUGACAGUAAUUGGGUCCAGGAUGGUUCUCCUGAAUUGGCUGAAAAUGAAUCUCAAGGUCAAACAAAAGUGUUUAUUUGGAAUAAUAUGGGCUCCCAGGGAAUUCAAGAGACUGGCAAAACAAGGAGGAAAAACCAAACUACAAAGAGAUUUAUUUAUAACAUACCACCUAAUAAUGAAACAAAUUUAGAAGAUUGCUCAGUGAUGCAACCACCUGUUGCCUAUCCAGAAGAAAAUAAGACGCUAAUCGUCAAGGAAGAACCAGAUUUGGAUGGUGCUCUCCUCUCAGGGCCAGAUGGUGAUAGGAGUGUGAAUGCAAAUUUAUUGGCUGAAGCUUGCUCUGGUCAAGAUGGAGGUGAUGCUGGUACUUCCCAUGACUUCAAGUAUGGUUUGAUGCCUGGUCCCUCAAAUGAUUUCAAAUAUGGAUUGAUACCAGGUACUUCAAAUGAUUUCAAGUAUGGAUUGAUACCAGGUGCUGCAAACGAUUUCAAAUAUGGAUUAUUGCCAGAAUCUUGGCCAAAACAAGAAACUUGGGAAAAUGGUGAAUCAUGUCUAAUCAUGAACAAGUUAAAAUGCCCUCAUUGUAGCUAUGUAGCCAAAUACAGACGAACACUAAAAAGGCACUUGCUCAUUCAUACGGGAGUGAGAUCAUUUAGCUGUGAUAUUUGUGGAAAGCUGUUUACUCGGAGAGAGCAUGCAAAAAGACAUUCCCUGGUGCAUAAAAAGGAUAAAAAGUACAAAUGUAUGGUGUGUAAGAAGAUCUUCAUGUUAGCAGCCAGUGUUGGAAUAAGACAUGGUUCUCGGCGCUAUGGUGUUUGUGUAGACUGUGCAGAUAAAUCACAACCAGGAGGGCAAGAAGGUGUAGAUCAGGGACAGGAUACAGAAUUCCCUCGGGAUGAAGAAUAUGAAGAGAACGAAGUAGGAGAAGCUGAUGAAGAGUUGGGUGAUGAUGGCGAAGAUCAGAACAAUCCGUCUCGAUGGGAUGAAUCAGGAGAUGUUUGUAUGUCUCUAGAUGAUUAACUGACCUACUAUACUCCUCAAGGAUGCUGCAUUUGGACAUAAUAUGAAUCGACAAUUUGGAUUGUUGAACUUGAAGGCUUGCAAAAUAUGGUACAUGCUGGAUGAGGUAGUUACAUUGCUGUGAAAACUGUAGGGUCAAAGCCUUAUAGCAAAAAAAAAAAAAAAACUUUUUUUUUUUUAAAAUAUUUGCACAGGACUGUACAGCAGACAACCAUGUGGUUGGAUUACAUGGAGUUCCCACAUAUUCAGUCAGUUAUCAAAGUAAAAUAUUUUUUAUUUAUAGGAUAUACAGUAGCUAUUUGGGUCCUUUGAAAAUAUUACCUGUCCUUAUAGAGCUUACAUUCAUGUGCUACUUCAACAUGAAUGCAGAAAAUCCAUUUAGGAAGUACAGUGACAGUGACCCAAUCAGUCUGUCCAUCAAACCACUCAGGCUAGUUUGUACUAGUAGAGUUUUGUUUCUAU